This is a messenger RNA of Nicotiana attenuata, 2525 nucleotides long. RefSeq names its product probable thimet oligopeptidase. The transcript has 20 exons. Gene Ontology annotation, molecular function: metalloendopeptidase activity. The record is from RefSeq and is a predicted model, not a curated record. Bases 116 to 2200 code for a protein of 694 amino acids. Lineage: Eukaryota; Viridiplantae; Streptophyta; Magnoliopsida; Solanales; Solanaceae. Gene Ontology annotation, biological process: proteolysis; peptide metabolic process.
CAAAAACACACAAAAUUUCCCUCCCAUUUGCCGUUUGGUGAGGAAAAUCAAGAAUAAUACUUAAGGUUUGGGUGUGAGCAGUUCUCUCUCUCCAAGUAGAAGUAGAGUUGAAAAAAUGGGUAAGCAGCAGAAGAGAGACAGAAGCAAUCUCAUUGCUUUGACGGGAGCCGCUGCUCUUCUCGCUAUUGCUGUCAACUUUGCUAUCUCCGCCAUCAACAACAAACAUCGCAAGAAAAAAGAGAUUCCAGGUUCAAAUGUUCGAGUGAAUCUAACUGCUUCUGAAAUUCUGAAAUUAGCGGAAAGCAUAAUUAAGAAGUCGAAGCAAGUUCAUGAUGCUGUUGCUUCAGUUCCACUUGACAAGGUUGCCUAUGUAAAUGUGAUAUUUCCAUUAGCAGAUUUAGAGGCACAGCAGUUCCCGUUAAUACAGUCAUGUGUCUUUCCUAAAUGGUUAUCAACUUCAGAGGAUGUACGCAAAGCUAGUGCUGAAGCAGAGAGAAAAAUAGAUGCUCACAUUUCGAUGUGCAGGAAGCGUGAGGACAUAUACAGGGUUGUCAAAGCUUUAACAGUAACAGGGGAUGGAUUGAGUACUGAUGCUAAAAACUUUACCCACUUCCUGGUUCGAGAAUUUGAAAGGAAUGGCGUGAAUCUGACCUUAUCUAAGAAAGAGGAGUUGCAGCGUUUAACUGCAAAUAUUGAUGAGCUAAGCAUGCAAUACAUUCGUAAUUUGGAUGAUGAUUGUAGUUUUCUACUUUUCACUGACAUGGAGCUAGAAGGGUUGCCCCCGGAGUUUCUCAAGAGCUUAGAAAAAUCUAAAGAUGGUAAAAGAAGAAUCAUUUUGAAGAGCCAUCAGAUUUCACCAGUGCUAGAGCUUUGCAAGGUGGGAUCAACCAGAAGAGCUGUUGCUAUUUCCUAUGGGCGCAGAUGUGAAGCCAAUGUUACUAUCCUUGAAAAGCUGAUUCAGCUGCGGCACAAGCUUGCUAGAUUGCUUGGCUUUGCAAAUUAUGCUGACUAUGCCACUGAUGUUAGAAUGGCAAAGUCUUCCUCUAAGGUGUUUGAGUUCUUGGAGAGUCUCUCUGCUAGCUUAAAUGAUUUAGCCUACAGGGAACUUUCGAUGGUUAAAGCAUUAAAGAAGAAAGAGGAAGGCGAAUGUCCUUUCGGCAUGGAGGAUCUUCCAUACUAUGUCAAAAGAGUCAAAGAUCAACAAUUCCGUAUGAAUUUUGGAGUAAUUAAACAGUACUUCCCUAUCAAUUUGGUUUUGUCCGGCAUCUUCAAAAUCUGCCAAGACUUAUUUGGCUUAGAUUUCAAGGAAGUUGAAGGUGCUGAGGUUUGGCAUCCAGAUGUGCAGCUAUUUUCAGCUUCAGAUCUAAGUUCUAAAGAACUUGUUGGUUAUUUUUACCUAGAUCUAUACUCCAGAGUCGGUAAAUAUGCGCACACCUGUGUCAUAGCUCUUCAGAAUGGUUUACUAAAUAAUGGUUCAAGACAGGUUCCUGUGGCGCUACUUGUUUCUCAAUUUGAAAAGAAAGUUGAUGGUCACCCUGGGUUGUUGCAAUUCCCCGAAGUGGUGAAUCUUUUCCAUGAAUUUGGUCAUGUGAUACAUCACAUUUGCAACUGUGCAUCAUUUGCCAAAUUCUCGGGGCUGCGCCUGGAUCCUGAUUUUGUGGAGAUUCCCGCCCUUUUGAUGGAGAAUUGGUGCUAUGAAAGCCUCUCUUUGAGACUGAUCUCUGGUUUUCAUCAGGAUAUCACAAAGCCCAUCAAAGAUGAACUUUGUAAAUCGCUUAAGAAAUGGCGAUGCUCCUUCUCAGCACUGAAAUUAAAACAGGAGAUCUUUUAUUGUCUAUUCGAUCAAAUUAUUCAUUCUACUGAGAAUGUUGACAUUAGUGGGCUGUUCAAGCAUCUUUAUCCGAAGGUUAUGGUAGGCUUACCGCUUUUAGAAGGAAUAAACCCAGCUUCAUGUUUUCCACGAACUGCUAUUGGCUAUGAGGCCACUUGCUACAGUCACAUCUGGAGUGAGGUCUUUGCUGCUGAUAUAUUUGCGUUGAAGUUUCAUGAUGAUAUUUUCAACCUGCAAGCAGGCUUGCAAUUUAGGAAUAAGGUAUUGGCCCCAGGAGGAGGAAAAGACCCCAUUGAAAUGUUAUCUGAAUUUCUUGGGAGGGACCCAUCAAUACAAGCUUUUCUUGACAGCAAAGCUGAUACAAACUAGAGUUCGUUUCACUAUUGGUAAAGCAGGGUGAAUUUUUUCUGCUCCAUCCUGUAAAAGUUAUAGUUGCCGGCAAAAAAUAUACUAUUUUCCAUUAUGAUAAUACUUUAGGAGGAGAAACAAAAAAGAUCAGAAAUGGAAAUAGCAUGUAAAAUCAAAGGCAGUUCAACUACAACCAUUGAAAAACUGUGGUUGAACUGUUGCUAAUAUUUAUUCUCUCUAUUCGUGGGUACCUUUUCUUUUUCCCCAAAAUUUUUGGAAAGGUCCAAAGUACAACAAAAUAACUUGUAAUUCUGAAGUUAUAAGGUAUCAUAUCCCGGGGGUAAGA